Molecule: messenger RNA, 1824 nt
Organism: Endocarpon pusillum Z07020
Lineage: Eukaryota; Fungi; Ascomycota; Eurotiomycetes; Verrucariales; Verrucariaceae
Exons: 3
Coding region: 1-1824 (607 amino acids)
Biological process (GO): oligosaccharide catabolic process
Molecular function (GO): alpha-amylase activity
Source: RefSeq, a predicted model, not a curated record
AUGUCUCCGCGGAAGGAGUCUCAGACGCCUACAGGGAUUCACCGCACCUGGUGGAAAGAGUCCAGCAUCUAUCAGAUCUACCCCUCUUCCUUCCAGUCUCACUCUCCCAACAGGCCUACUGGCACCAUCCGCGGCAUUACCUCGCACCUCUCUUACAUUCAGUCCCUCGGCACAGACACUGUCUGGCUGUGCCCUAUCCUCGCGUCCCCUCAAAUCGACAUGGGCUAUGAUAUCUCUGACUACCGCGACAUCCACGAAGGCUAUGGAACAAUGGAGGACCACGAUGAGUUGAUCCGGGAGCUGCAUGCAAGGAAGAUGAAGUACGUGAUGGAUUUGGUGGUCAAUCAUACUAGUGAUCAACAUGAGUGGUUCAAGAAGUCGAGGUCAAGUAGAGGCAAAGGUAACGAGUUCAGGGAUUGGUACAUAUGGCGGCCUGCCAAAUACGAUAAUGGCGGGCAGAGACAGCCGCCGAACAACUGGCUGAGCUAUUUUGGAGGCUCAGCAUGGCAAUGGGAUGAAACGGCACAUGAAUACUACCUCCACCUCUUCGCCCCAUCUCAACCUGACCUAAACUGGGAGAACCCCUCCGUCGUCUCUGCCGUCCACUCCAUGAUCCGUUUCUGGCUAGACCGCGGCGUCGACGGUUUUCGCAUGGACGUCAUCAACUUCAUCAGCAAGGAGCCCGGCCUUCCUAAUGCCCCUGUUACCGAUCCAACCAGUCCGUGGCAGAGCGCUAUCGCUUUGCAUUCCUGCGGGCCGAGACUGCACGAAUUUCUGCAGGGAAUCGGGGCGAUUCUGAAGGAGUAUGAUGCAUUUAGCGUUGGAGAGAUGCCAGGGGUAGGGGACGAAAAGGAGGUGAUGAAAAGUGUAGGACAGGAAAGGGAAGAGUUGAAUAUGAUCUUCCAUUUUGAGCUAGUAAGCAUAGACGGCCAGACCCAGGACAAAUUCCUCCCCCGCAACUGGACCCUCCAGGAACUGAAACGCAUCAUCUCAAAAUGGCAAGCCAUGAUGCUCACCAACCACGGCUGGAAUGCCCUCUACCUCGAAAACCACGACCAACCGCGCAGUAUCUCGCGCUUCGCCUCCGAUGCCCCGAAAUACCGUAAGUUCUCCGCUAAGAUGCUCGCGACCUUUCUGGCGCUGCAGAGUGGCACACCGUAUAUCUAUCAGGGCCAAGAGAUCGGCCAAAUCAACCUGCCUAGAUCGUGGGGUUUGGACAAGUACAGGGAUAUCGAAACGUUGAAUCAUUGGCGCGAUAAGGUCCUGGUGGAGUAUCCCGAGGACAAAGAGUUUCAAGAUAGAAUGCUAAGAGAGUAUCGCAAGAAAGGGAGGGAUAACGCCCGGACACCCAUGCAGUGGGACGGCAAGAGCAGGAACGCGGGAUUCACGGGGGAGGCGACGCAGCCGUGGAUGGAUGUACAUCCGGACUAUACGGAGUGGAAUGUGGAGAACCAGAUCGAUGACCCGGAUAGUGUGUUCAGCUACUGGAAGGCUGUGCUAGCAUUGAGAAAGGAGUUGAAGGAUAUUUUUGUGUAUGGCGAUUUUCAGAUGCUGGACCCAGAAGGCGAGGAGAGUGUGGUAUUUAUUAGGUCUGCUGAUGAGCGGAACAAGGCGUUGGUGGUGAUGAGUUUCAAGGACUAUGAGACGGAGUGGCAGGUGCCGGAGGGGGUGAGGUCGUUUUUGCAGUGUCCGGUCAAGCUGAAGAAUUAUGAAGACGAGCCCCAGUUACGACGAGGAGGAGGAGAAGGCGGAGAGUCGAGUGCGAUGAUAUUGCGACCCUUUGAGGCACUGGUGUAUGUUAGUUCGGGUGGAAGCAGCGACUGA